Molecule: messenger RNA, 4570 nt
Organism: Paramuricea clavata
Lineage: Eukaryota; Metazoa; Cnidaria; Anthozoa; Malacalcyonacea; Plexauridae
Source: the annotation of a GenBank genome assembly
GCUUAUUUUAUGAAUUUUGGUGUCCAUGCUGAUUAUGUGAACGUAGACAUAAUCCAUCAUCAUUCAAAAAGUAGAUACAUCAAUGUAGUUUUGCGGCAGAAAUAUCUUUAACAGAAAACAUUACUUUAUAGAAAGAAAAUGUCAGAUCUGGUAAAACUGAGAAACUUUGGAAAGCAAAAACCAGAGGUAAAUAUGGAAGAUAAGAUAUGCGAAAUAUCUGCUCUGUUUCAACAUUAUGACAAACAUGAAUUGAAGAGGGUUAUAAUACAUGUGAACAACUUUUUAACAUAAAAAACUGACCAAGGUCACAUGCAUGUAUUUUAACUGGGAAAAUAUAGGGUCUACCUUAACUGUCCCUACUGUUGGUUUCCGACUGCUCACGAAACAAUCAAAAUGCUGCAUUUUAUGGAUGAACUGCACAGGCAUAUAAGAAAAUGAAUUCAGGGCAUCAUGGCAAGCACAAAGUCGUCGGUAUGAAGUCAAAUUUGAAGGGCAGACAGGGGGGCAAAUACGAAGAAGCUCCAAACUCCCAGCUAGUUUUCUACAGAUCUGUCUAAAAUUAUUGAUAUUAUAUAGUCCAAGGUAUGCACAUUUCGUUCCAUAUUUAAAUAUGAAUUCUUUGGAUUUAAAUUUUAAAACUCCAUAAAUAUGACGAUGGUGUGGAUUAGGCAUGGUUUAAAUAGGUUGAAAUAUGACAACGCAUAGGCUAGAGCCGGCAAAAUUUUAAAGCGUAAGCGAACGUGGAAAAAACCGCACGCCAAAUGGUAGCUUGCAAACAGCAGCAUAAAAUGACCUUUCUGCGAGCCUGUUAAACCUAGGGCGUGUUCAUAUGAGCCCUGAAAGAUUCUCAUUUUACAAAAUUAAUAUGGAUAAAGAUAAUGCAGAUAAACCCUCCAGCCUUGCUUGUUAAGUAAGAUAUCACCUUGUGGCUAGGUCGGAUCCCAGCAAUGUGGGACCAAAUUUCCAGUGUACGGUUCAUCCCACCAGGAUAGAAUAUUUUGCCGAUUUUGACCUGUAAGAGUAAAACAAAACAAGAAAAAAUAGACUUAACAGGCGAUACUAAAUUCGAAAGGUACGUACAAAUUAAAUUUGUUCAAUUACAACAAAAAAUAUUUCGAAGGUGCUAUGUUUUCGUAGUUUCGUGCCACCGGGGCGGGAUAUUAAUCAUCUGAACGCAAGAAUACUUUCCAAUUAGGUGAGCUUUCUGGUAAACCGGGCUCAUACGAACAAGCCUUUAUAUCAUUAUUUUCUGAUUGUUGAUACAGGCGAUCGAAAAGAGCAGGUAGUUGGAUCAGAUGAUUUGGUCAGGCGACUUCAACAUGAAUUAAAGAAAGUGAAGGAAGAUUACUGUGUUCUGAAGAAUACGAAUGAUGAAAUGGCUACCGACAUACAACGCCUACAAAAGAAAAAUGAUGACAUGAACUAUGAAAUUAAGGUACUGGGGCUUGAUAACGAUGACAAGGGCAAUAAGACUGAGCAAUUUCGACAAGCAAGAAGUCAGAUAGACCGGCAGGAAAACACCCAAACCAAUGACGAGAACCGCCAACAUAAAAAAGACAACAGUAAUACGAGCAAUGAAACUCUGCAACUUCGACAAGUCAAAAGUCAGAUGGAGAACCAAAUUCAGCAACUUAAACGACAGAAAAGUCAGAAAGAAAAGGAAAAUCAGCUACUUCGAGAGGAAUUCGAAACCAACAAAAGGAAUGACGAAAUUAGGCAACAUCAAGAAGACAACAGUAACCUGAGCAAUCAAUUUCAGCAAGAAAAGGACGACAUGAACAACGAAAUUCAGCAACUUCGACAAGCGAAAAGUCAGAUGGAGAGCCAAAUUCAGGAACUUCAACGAGAGAAAAGAGAAAUUGAAAAGGAAAGUCAGCAACUUCGAGAGGAAACCAACAAAAGGAAUGACGAGAUUCGGCAACAACAAGAAGACAACAGUAACCUAAGUCAUCAACUUCAGCAACUUCAGCGAGAAAAGGAUGACAUGACCAAUGCAUUGCAAGAACUUCAACAAGAAAAUAACAUGAACAACGAAGUUCAGCAACUUCGACAAGCGAAAAUUCAGAUGGAGGACCAAAUUCAGCAACUUGAACGAGAGAAAAGUCAGAAAGAAAAGGAAAUUCAGCUACUUCGAGAGGAAACCAACAAAAGGAAUGACGAAAUUAGGCAACAUCAAGAAGACAACAGUAACCUGAGCAAUCAACUUCAGCAAGAAAAGGACGACAUGAACAACGAAAUUCAGCAACUUCGAGAAGCGAAAAGUCAGAUGGAGAGCCAAAUUCAGCGACUUCAACGAGAGAAAAGUGAAAUUGAAAAGGAAAGUCAGCAACUUCGAGAGGAAACCAACAAAAGGAAUGACGAGAUUCGGCAACAUCAAGAAGACAACAGUAGCCUAAGUGAUCAACUUCAGGAACUUCAGCGAGAAAAGGAUGACAUAAACAAUGCAUUGCAAGACCUUCAACAAGAAAAUAACAUGAACAACGAAAUUCAGCAACUUCGACAAGCGAAAAUUCAGAUGGAGAACCAAAUUCAGCAACUUCAACGAGAGAAAAGUGAAAUUGAAAAGGAAAGUCAGCAACUUCGAGAGGAAACCAACAAAAGGAAUGACGAGAUUCGACAACAUCAAGAAGACAACAGUAACCUAAGUAAUCAACUUCAGCAACUUCAGCGAGAAAAGGAUGACAUGAGCAAUGCAUUGCAAGAACUUCAACAAGAAAAUAACAUGAAAACUGAAAUUCAGCAACUUCGAGAAGACAACAAGUCUAGUUUCAUUACAGAAAGGGGAUCAGUAAAAGUUUCCAAAGAAGUACUAGGAAAAGGUGCUUAUGGUACUGUUUACAGUGGCGAUUUUUAUGGAACUAAAGUAGCAGUUAAGGAAUUUCAUGAAAUCAUUUUAUCUCCACAUAAUGAAGAAAUCCUUGGGCGUGAAAUAGAAAUCGCAUCGCAAUGUCGACAUCCCUAUUUACUACAGUUUAUCUGUGCCAUAGAGAAUGAUCAACACCAUCUUUUAAUUGUAACUGAACUGAUGGAUAUGGCCUUGCGUACAUUACUAGAACAACGUGCCAACGCGAAAUCGCAUUUGGUCCAUCAGGAAGUCAUAUUAAUUUCCUUUGAUGUGGCACGUGGCCUCAACUACCUUCAUUCAAAAACACCAAACCCAAUUAUCCAUCGUGAUGUUAGCAGUGCCAACGUCUUGUUAAGGAUUGAAAAUGGCGCGGUAAGAAGAGCGAAAAUAUCAGAUUAUGGUUCAGCUAAUUUAAUGCAAAGGUGCAAUACACCAAAUCGUGGAGCAGCGCUUUACGCCGCACCUGAAGCCAGCGGAAGUCAACAAGGCCCAAAGGUAUAAUUAUAUUUAAAAUUAUUUGCAUGAUUAAGUACGGCAAAAGACCUACUUUUUAAAUCAAAAUAGAAUCGACUGUUAAGAAUUUGUCUUCUUUACAGCAGUCUUACUUAUACCUACAGCCUUACAACAAUUACAACAAUUGUGAUAUCAUAGCCGUACGGAAAGAAAAAAAGUCUACCGGGGGGGGGGUAGAGCGGGGGAUUUACCCGACUUUACCCCCAUUGUGCUCGGCUUACUGAAAAAAAAUAUUUCCGUGUAAACUUUCCAAAAUUGUUGUCGACGGAACGUCGGGAAAUCGACGAAAAAUUGCAUAAACCACGGUAGUAAGGGGAAUAUGUCUGACAAUCUCUAAUCAAUUAAUUGGCCAGUUUGAAUUCAUUUUACUUGUUUAAUCUUGUUUAUAUUUACGCAGAUAGAUGUGUUUAGCUAUGGUUUGUUAGUAUGCGAGAUGUCUGUUGGUGAGCUACCUCAUCCCGAACCAGUCCAAAGAAAGGAUCAAAUUAUUAGGAUUCCGAAUGCUGGGAUAAAACGAUUGGUGCAAAGUUGUACAGACGGAGACCCACAAAGAAGGCCAACAAUGCAAGUCGCAAUUGGAUUUUGGCAAAACAUGAAAUAAGACCGAACACUGCUACCGCUAUAAUGCAAUAUAACAACUUAAAUCUGCUUUGCCAGUGACAUAUUAUGGCCUUAUGUAACAUUUUAGGAAUUCUAUCAUAUAUUGAACAUUUGAGUCUUUUCAUUAGCUUGGGCAUGGCAAUCGUGGUCGAGCGCUUCAACACACAAAACAGCAAAAAUCACAAACUUGGCCUUCCAAGCUCAUGUUACAAUAUAACUCCUGACACUCAUGAUUUCAAUGUUGUUUAUUUUCAGUGCUUUGUGCCUAACGCCUAACGCCUAACGGAUACCUAAGACUGUUUCGGAGAAACGGUGGGUUAACCAUUCGCCGGUGAAGUGAUAUGUUAACAUACAGACAAAUAGCUGACUGAAAAAAACUUGGCAAUCUCUAAUUUUGUUUUUCAAAUGGCACUCUUAUAGCAAGGAGGGCCUAUACAUGUAUAUAUCUUGUCGUUUUUUAAACUUCAGACACGUAUUGCUAAUUAUAUUCUAUAAUGGCCCUAAUGUUUACCAAGAUAAAUAUAAUAGCAGUUACUUCCAUGACUAGCCUGCGAACAGGCUCUCAAGCUGAAUUGAGAGCCUGCAUCGAUGAUUAAUGAAUUUGAAUAUCUG